Molecule: messenger RNA, 1393 nt
Organism: Panicum virgatum (switchgrass)
Lineage: Eukaryota; Viridiplantae; Streptophyta; Magnoliopsida; Poales; Poaceae
Product: S-norcoclaurine synthase 1-like
Exons: 1
Coding region: 38-1186 (382 amino acids)
Source: RefSeq, a predicted model, not a curated record
AUUAUUACCUACUCUCAGCCUGGUCGCCCGGCCGGUCAUGGAUGAUACAUCGUUCAAGCCGCGCAACCUGGGCGCCUCGCUGCCCGUACCCAACGUCCAGGACCUCGCCGCGCGCCCCGCCUGCCUCGACCACCACGUCCUCCACCGCUACCUCCGCGACGACGACGACGCUCCGGCGGCUCUGUCGCCGUCGUCUACCAACUACGCCGCAGCACUUGCUGCCGCCUCCUCCUCGGUUCCCGUCGUGGACCUCGCCAGGCUGCUCGACCCGGCCCACACCGACGACGAGGCCGCGAGGCUGCGGGCCGCCGGCGAGGACUGGGGCUUCUUCCACGUGGCCAACCACGGCGUGGCCGACGAGGUCAUCCACGACGUCAAGGAGGACAUCAAGGCCUUCUUCCGGCUCCCGCUGGCCGACAGGCAGGCCCUGGCGCAGGGCCCCGCCGGCAUCGAGGGCUACGGCCAGGCCUUCGUCGUCUCCGAGGACCAGAAGCUGGACUGGGCGGACAUGCUCUUCCUGUCCACGCAGCCGCCCGAGUACCGCUCCCUCAACUUGUGGCCGUCCCGCCCCGCCACGUUCAGGGACUCCCUCCACCGCUACUCCCUGGCGGUGCAGCGGGUGGCCACCCACAUGCUCGCCGCCAUGGCCAGGAACCUGGGCCUGCUAGUGGAUCAUCAGGACACAGCCGCCGGGAACGGGAAGAAUCAGAUGACGGCCAUCGCCGCCGCGCAGGCCAUGCGGAUCAACUACUACCCGCCCUGCCCGCAGGCGCACGACAGGGUGCUGGGCCUGUCGCCGCACUCGGACGCCGUCGGGCUGACGCUGCUGCUGCAGGUGAGCCCCGUGCCCGGCCUGCAGAUCCGGCGUGGGGGCGCCUGGAUCCCCGUGGAGCCGCUGCCGGGGGCCCUCGUGGCCAACGUCGGCGACGUCAUCGAGGUGCUCACCAACGGCAGGUACAAGAGCAUCGAGCACAGGGCGUUGGUCAACGCCAGCCAGGAGCGGGUCUCCGUCGCCGCCUUCCACUCCGCCAGGUUCGACGGCACCUACGGCCCCAUCCAGGAGAUCAUGCGCCCCGGCGAGGCGCCGCUCUACAGGACCAUCGCCGUCGAGGACUACGUCAAGCUCCUGCUGUCCAACAAGCUUCAGGGCAAGAGCUCCACCAUCGACGCCAUGAAGAUCAACUGAAUGAAAUUAAUGGCCUGGUUUCAUGCAUACAGCAGCAACUGAAUGUGCGUGUCUCAUCAGAACACUUUAAUUAUACAGAUUUGCAGUGGAUUUAGAUGAGAGAGGAGAGAGUAUCCAUGUCAAAAAUUGUUACAGUAUCUUUCUACUAUAUACUAUCAUGUAUCACCCCCCAAAUAAUUAAAAAAAAACUUGUUUCGUUUGGUCAGG